AUGGAUCAGGUAUCAGCAUUAAAGGACAAAGGAAACGCGGCUUUACAAGAAGGCAAAUAUGAGGAUGCAAUAAAAUUUUACACAGAAGCCAUCGCCUUGGACGGUAAAAACCAUGUGUUAUACAGCAAUAGAUCAGCUGCUCAUGCCAAAUCUGGUAAUUACGAGAAGGCUCUUGAGGAUGCGGAGAAAACAGUAUCAUUGAAGAGUGACUGGGCGAAAGGAUACUCCAGAAAAGGUAGUGCACUCGCGUAUCUUGGUCGUCUGAAUGAAUCAAUAGCAGCUUAUGAAACUGGUCUCCAGUUGGACCCCGCUAAUGCUCAAAUAAGAGAAAGUUUGGAGGAAUUAAAAGCUCAAAAAGCAUCGAUGACUGCUAAUCCAUUCGCUUCUCCAGAUGCAUUCGUUAAAUUGCGCAACGAUCCGCGAACGAAAGAAUUUUUGAGUGACCCAGAAUACUUGAAGCUGCUGAAUGAACUCCAAACAAAUCCACGGGCUUUAGGCACUAAGCUGCAAGAUCCUCGUGUCCUCACUACGUUGAGUGUCUUAUUAGGUAUCAAUGCCAUGGGUGAAGAUGAAGGGAUGGAAGUCGAUCCACCACUUAAACCUGAAGAACCUAAACCAGCUCCUAAACCACAGCCAAAAGAAGACCCUAGUAUACCACGUGAAAAAAGAGAAGCCAUAGCAGAGAAGCAAAAAGGCAACGACGCUUACAAGAAAAAAGACUUUGAAACAGCACUCAGUCAUUAUAAUAAAGCUGUUGAUCUAGAUCCUACUGACAUUACUUACUUGUUAAAUAUCGCGGCUGUUUACUUUGAACAAAAGGAGUAUCAGAAAUGCAUUGAGCAGUGUGAAAAAGCCAUUGAAAUUGGUCGAGAAAAUCGCGCAGACUUUAAAUUAAUCGCCAAAGCAUUCACCAGAAUCGGACAUUCCUAUGAAAAGAUGAGCAACUGGAAGCAGGCUAAAGUUUACUAUGAAAAGUCCAUGUCAGAGCACCGAACACCUGAAAUAAAAACUAUUUUGUCGAAAUUGGAACAAAAGAUUAAAGAAGAAGAGAGAAAAGCUUAUAUAGAUCCAGUAAAAGCUGAAGAAGAAAAAGAACUGGGUAAUCAAAAAUUCAAAGAUGGUGAUUAUGCAGCAGCUGUAAAACACUAUUCAGAAGCUAUUUUACGCAAUCCGGAUGACGCUAAGUACUACAGCAAUCGUGCAGCAUGUUAUACAAAACUUGGAGCCUUUGAUUUAGGUCUUAAAGAUUGUGAAAAAUGUGUUGAAUUAGAUCCCAAGUUUGUCAAAGGAUGGGUACGGAAAGGAAAAAUCCUUCAAGGUAUGCAGCAACACAGAAAAGCUGUUAAGGCUUACCAAACUGCACUUUCAUUAGACCCAUACAACGCUGAAGCUUCCGAAGGAUAUCGCAGUUGUUCAGUUUACUUUGAUUCAAACCCAGAAGAAGUUAGAAAGCGAGCUAUGGCUGAUCCAGAAGUUCAGAACAUUUUGAGAGAUCCAGCAAUGCGAUUAAUUUUGGAGCAAAUGCAAAAUGAUCCUAAGGCUUUACAAGAUCAUUUAAAGAACCCCGCAAUCGCUGAGAAACUGCAGAAACUGCUGGAGUCAGGACUGGUCGCUAUUCACUAA
Molecule: messenger RNA, 1623 nt
Organism: Cotesia congregata
Lineage: Eukaryota; Metazoa; Arthropoda; Insecta; Hymenoptera; Braconidae
Source: the annotation of a GenBank genome assembly